AUGGAGUCGAAUGCGCUUACGUUGGAUGUAUGGAAUUAUGUGCUUUUCACUCUUGAGAACUUUCUCAAUCUGUUGUUUAUUGUUGUUGUGUGUCUUCUUUUCUACAUCUGCGUAGCUCAAAGAAAUCUUCACAUCAACUUCAGAUGUUUAUUGGCUUUGACUGGCGCUGGAUAUCUUAUCUGCGCUCUGCUCAGAUUCAUCAUUGUGACAGCUCGAAUGUGCUGCAUUGGACAGCGAGUAACUCCUUUGAUUAAUCAGCUAUUGAUUGGGCAGGCUAUUGGUGGGAAUCUGUCAAUACUCGCUUGGCUUAUCGUAGUGUUCGAAAGAGCCAUAGCUACAGCAUUUUUCAGCAGAUACGAAAAAAGCUGCAAUAACUGGAUAGCUCCUUCUUUGCUGAGUGCUAGUGUGAUUCUCCUUGUUGCUAUCGUAUGUUGCACCUUAAUUUUUGGGAACAUUGGAAACGUUGAAAUUGUCUGGAUGGGAUUGCAGAUUUUUAUUGUUGGCCUUUGUUUUGUGGCUCUUGCAAUUAUAGUAUUGUUCAAUUUAUCUGCCUAUCGGAAAAGACACAACACCAUGAUGGAACUAACAAAUCGCUAUCAACUUGAUGAAAAUAUCCGCGGUGGUCGUUAUCUUAUUCCUGUUGCGCUCAACGAUGUAAUUGUUAAGAUCACCUAUAUACUGCUGUGGUCGUAUUCAAUAUUUUUUACUGAUAUUCCUCUUGGCUUUGACACUACACACCUGAGUCAUGCAUAUGAUCUGUUGGGUGCGUAUCAGCGGGUAUUUUUUGGACUCGCAUUAACAAUUCGUAGUCAAAAGCUCGACCACCUCUUCAGAAGGCCAAAGAAAGCUAUGAAAGUGAUUGAGAAACAGGUCACUGCAACUACUCGCUACUAUAACGAUCUCAAGGGGAUGUGGUCCUGA
This is a messenger RNA of Strongylus vulgaris, 921 nucleotides long. The record is from the annotation of a GenBank genome assembly. Lineage: Eukaryota; Metazoa; Nematoda; Chromadorea; Rhabditida; Strongylidae.